This is a messenger RNA of Amaranthus tricolor (Joseph's coat), 1553 nucleotides long. Its product is annotated as cytochrome P450 750A1-like. Gene Ontology annotation, molecular function: monooxygenase activity; oxidoreductase activity, acting on paired donors, with incorporation or reduction of molecular oxygen; iron ion binding. The record is from RefSeq and is a predicted model, not a curated record. The coding region runs from base 855 to 1283 and encodes 142 amino acids. NCBI's taxonomy places the organism in Eukaryota, Viridiplantae, Streptophyta, Magnoliopsida, Caryophyllales, Amaranthaceae. The transcript has a single exon.
UCUUUUAACCUAUAAUAUAUGUUUUUCUUUUGACUUGUUGAUGCAUUAAUUUCUAUUCUAUUUUUUUGACCUCUAAUCUUUGUGAUUUAAAAACCAUAUAAAAAUAGUUUAUGACUUGAAGUUAGUCUAACCUGACUUGAUCUGUUUCAUGCCUUUUCAUACACUAUGGCCACCAAUUUAGUGUAAAACACUCAUUUCCACCCUCCCUUAUAAUAUGGAGGUUCUUUCUCCACCUACACGUUUCAAGUGGAAGACUAAAUGGGAUCGACACCUUAUUAUUACUCUAUUAGGAAAAACAGUGAAAUUUCUGAUACACUAUUUUUUCAUUAUAGACGGAUCUAGUGUGUAAUUUGAGGUCAGUUGACAUUACUUAAAUACAAAAUUAAAUCAAACAAUGUAUUUAUAUACCAUAGAUGAGUUGUGUAGUAUAUUGUCCUUCAUAUGAUUGACCAAAGUUCAAGACCUAUAAAAUGCAUUUUACAUAAUUUUUUUUAACAUCACUUUUUUUUUUCCUGAAUCUAUAAUUACUUUUCAUAGAUACAAAAACAAUAGUUGAAUAAUAUUCUAAUUCAACGUUACAAGGAAAAAAAGAGAAGACUUUCAUUGAUUCCAAAUUGAUUUAUAUAACAAAAUUGUGUAGUAAUUACAAGGUAAUGUGAAGUGAAAAAACAAUGAAAAGUAGUCAAUUGUAUACCAACCUCAACUUAAAUACUAUUUGCAUUAUUUUACCUUUUUUUUUAUAUGCUUGACCUUAUAUUUUAUAAAUACCCAUCUAAAUUCUCAAAUAUGCACUUACAAAGAGCCACUCUCAACUAACUAAAACAACAAAAACUAGAACUUCUUAUAUCAUCUAUAUGGAUGUACCAACUUGGUCCGCCUAUGAAUUUGCAUGGCUAGGAGCUUUAGCCCUUGUCCUCCUUUCGAAACACCUUCGCCGUCGUAAACUAAACCUACCACCGGGACCAAAACCAUGGCCGAUCAUCGGAAACUUCAACCUUAUUGGACCCCUUCCACACCGUUCCAUUCAUGAUCUUUCUAAGAAAUAUGGACAUGUAAUGAUGCUUCGAUUCGGGUCAUUUCCGGUUUUGGUAGGCUCAUCGGUGGAAAUGGCAAAACUUUUCCUUAAAACCCAUGAUGUUAUAUUUUCUGGGAGGCCUAAAACCUCCGCAGGCAAGUACACAGCCUAUAAUUAUUCUGAUAUAACAUGGUCUCAAUAUGGUUCUUAUUGGCGUCAAGCUAGAAAAAUGUGUCUAAUGGAACUCUUUAGCGCUAAGAGACUCUAGUCGUACGAGUACAUACGUGUAGAAGAACUUAAUACAAUAUUAGGAGACAUAUUUAGGACUAAUGGCGAACCCACCAUGCUAAAAAAUCAUCUCUCAACUUUGAGCUUAAAUGUUAUUAGUAGGAUGGUCUUAGGGAAAAGUUACUUAGAUGAAAAUGAAGCAAAUUCAAUUGUUACACCGGACGAAUUUAAGAAAAUGAUUGAUGAAUUGUUCUUAUUAAAUGGGGUGUUUAAUCUUGGGGAUUGGAUCACUUGUCUUAAGUAUGUUGAU